Molecule: messenger RNA, 666 nt
Organism: Penicillium verrucosum
Lineage: Eukaryota; Fungi; Ascomycota; Eurotiomycetes; Eurotiales; Aspergillaceae
Exons: 2
Coding region: 1-666 (221 amino acids)
Biological process (GO): glycolytic process
Cellular component (GO): phosphopyruvate hydratase complex
Molecular function (GO): phosphopyruvate hydratase activity; magnesium ion binding
Source: RefSeq, a predicted model, not a curated record
AUGAUCAGGUCAAUCCAGGCUGCUCAGCGCUUGGAUUCACAGGGACACCCAGCCGUUCAAGUUGAUCUCACAACGAACAAAGGUAAGAGGGCACUGACGAUAGCCAAGUUCGCUUCUUACACUGCUGCAGGUACCUUCCGAGCCACCGUCCCUUCUGGUGUGGCUACAGGUGUGGAUGAAACCAUUGAGCCACGGGACAAGGAUAGUUCAGCAUACGGUGGUGAAGGCGCUCAGAAAGCAGUUUUGAACAUUGAACUGGUCAUUGGUCCUGCCCUAGUACAGAGCGGGCUCAAGGUUGAUACACACCAGAAAAUGAUUGAUUGUUUUCUGAAUAAUCUGGAUGGUACGCACAACAAGUCGAAGCUCGGAGCGAACGCUAUCCUAGGCGUCAGUAUGGCAUGUGCUAGAGCGGGUGCGGCCCAUUUAGAUAUUCCGCUGUAUGAGUUUCUUCGACGUGAAUCUGGAGCAAAAAAACCAUUCGUGAUGCCAGUGCCGUUCUUCAAUGUCCUGAAUGGAGGUGUGCAUUCGGGCAAUAAGAUGGCUUUUCAAGAGACGAUGAUCGCUCCUGUUGGCGCCUCCUCUUUCACGGAAGCAGUACAAAUGGGUAGCGAGGUUUACCAGCAGCUGAAGAAGGUCAUUGUUAAGAAAUUUGGACCAUCUGGUUAG